AUGAACGCGAAGAGAAAAAGUCGCGCUAACACCAACAGCACCGGAACCAGGUGAGAAUUGUCGAUAUUAUUAUGUAUUAGUAUUAGAAUUUUUAUCACACGGGGUAGGUAGUAUUUUAUUUUUUUUUUCCUAUCGCCUAAUCCCUUUACGAUUCACUCGUAUUAUUCGACAGACAUAAUGCAGAUGGCUAAUCUUUCGCCAGUUUUCCCGUCCCCGGAGAAAACUUCAUCGUACUUUUCGCGUUUCGUUAUUUCCCACCGAAUAUUAUUAAUAUUGGUGCUAAAUAAUACCUGAUAUUAUGACAGACAGUUCUGAAACAUCAAUUAUUAAUACCUAAUGAAGUAACGUGUAUGUGAAAUAUUAUUAUCACGAUAACGAUAAUCAACGCAGCCGCCAUUUUGUUGGGGAUUUUACGACUACCUAGGUACUUAAUAUCAUCUAGAUUCUAGCUAGUGGUUCAUUUACCUAUUUUAAUUACCUAUUAUGGGUAAAAAAAAAUAUUUACGUCUCGAUCGCUAACGUGCAAAUUCGAUAGGUAUGUAAGCGAUGACGCCUUAUUUUUCUUGUGUCCUAAAUUUGAAUUGCUCAUGUAUGAGAUAUUCCGUUUUUGGCGUCUGAAUAUUAUAAUAUCGCAUCUGCUCCAAAGUGCAAAGCAUUGCCGUAUCAACUUUUUUUUUAUGGCCUUCAUUUGUCUAUAAAAUGGCAUACAUGUACUUGACAGACCUUGAUACUUGUAGUAAUUUAUUCUAUGAACCGUUGGCAAAUCGCGAAGAAAACGGCAUAUUCUCACAUUUAAUAUUAAAACUUAUAAUUCAUUAUCUAUAAUUGUUUGAUUGUCAAUUUUAUAUGCGAGCAUUUUGGCAUUUGUUCAAAAAUUAGCCAUUAUGAUAAAUUAUUGCUCAUCUAUUGUGUGUAUUAUUUUAUUACAAGUUAUCCUUUGAUAAUGUAUAUGAUAUUGUAAUAUAAUUUUAAUGUUUCGUUUUAUAAUGAUAUUUUUAACUAUCUACAUUUAAUGAGCAUAAUUUAUUAAUUAGGUUUUAUCGAAGGUAUUUUUUUUUUUGCAAAACCCAGUUGUUUCCUUUAUAUUUAACCCAAAUCCAUAAAGAAAGUAUCAUUUUAAAACUUAGGUUCCCUGCUCCUAACCAAUUUUUAAUUCACAACUACUCAUUUUAUUUUCACAAUAUUUUUGGGCUGGAUUAUUCAAUGUGAUAAGAAUGUAACAAAAAGCUGUUGUUAGUAAAGUGUACAACUGUUCUUAUACAAUGUCCCAUUACCGCUAUACUUAAAGUUCUAUCAGUUAACUCACAGUUAGCGCUAACCAACACUUGACAGGACAUUGUAAAAACCAGAAUAGGUUCAUUUUUAUUGAUAUGAUUGCUGUUUGUUUUGAAAAUACUAAGUAUUUAUACUAGCCUUUUUGUUUAGUAUACAAUAGGUCUACAAAGUAUACAAAUACAUGUAUUGCCUUAUCCGUGAUUGUGUUAAAAAUAUAUCAAGUUUGUUAUUUAGUUUUAUUUAGUAGACAUUUUAACAAGAUAAUAUUAUUUAUCUGUUUAUUAUAUAUUUGAUUUAUAAAUUGUUUUCAAAACUUUCUAAUAUUGUUAUUAGAUGGUUAUUUAGUUAAUUUAGUUAGCUUGAUUAAAUUGUUACCUAUUAUUUUAUAGAGCUCCUCGAGCCAGAGCUUCGUCUUCAGGUGGAAAUGGUGUAAAUGCGCAAGUAUCCGGUGCUGAUGGAAUAUAUUUAAAUGAAACAUUUAUGCACCGUGUUACUAGUUUGAUUGGACUCGAAGUAGAAGUAAGAAUUUUAUAUUACUUGGAAGUUAAGCAAUAUUUUUAAUAUUAUUGUUGUUUUCAGAUAGUAACUCAUUCUAAAGAAAUGUACUCUGGUAUAUUGCGCACAUUUUCUAGUAAUUUUGAUGUUGUAUUAGAAUUACCACAUAGGACUGAUCCUCCCCCAUCAAGUCAAACUGUAGGUUUACAGAUUGUAGCUGACAAAAUGAUAUUUAAAUUUGACAGUAUAGUAAAAAUUGCUGCAUAUGAAACAGAUUUAGAUAGUAUGACUCGAAGUAAGUAAAAAUUAUUGAUAUACUAUUUAUUUAAUAUACCUAAGGUAAAAAUUAAAUAUAUAUUUAUUUUUAAAUUCAUAGAUACAUUCCAAACGGAUACCACUAUUAGUAAAUAUAAUGGUCAGCCAUUAGGUGAAAAAGUAUUAGAAAUGUGGGAGCCACCAUCUGUAAAUGGUGAUAUGGAUGACUUUGAUUUAGGUUCUGGAAAUACUAAUGCUGUAAGUAAGAUUUAUUUUUAGGUACAAGUACUGUGUAUACAUAAAUAAUAAUUUAUAUGUUUACUAGUUACUACCAAACACUUUCAAUAUAUUAUGGAUAGAAAUAUUUCUAUCAAAAUAAUUUGUGAAUUUUUAAAUAUAACUAUAUAUUUUGAAUUUUUUUAGGGUUAAAGAAUUUUCAAUUAUAUUUUUGACCUUGAUUUAAAAGAAUUCUAUUCUUAGUUUUUAUAAUGGAAAGUUUUGGUUAAAAUUUAUAUAUUUGUGCUCAUUAUGUAAUACAGAUCUAUGGUUUUAGUAUACCAUCUAUUUUAAUUACAAUUUUAGAAUGGCUGGGACGCAGAUGAUAUGUUCAGACGUAAUGAGGAAGAACAUGGUGUAACAUCUACUUUUGAUCAAAAUUUAAGUGGAUAUACAACAGAAUUACGGACAGAUUUAUCAAAUUUCAAGUAAUUAUCUUUUUAGUUAUUAAAUUUAUAUCAAUUAUAGUCAAUUAUUGAUUUUUAUUUGAAAUUGAGCUACUAGAUAGGUUAUCGAGGCUUAAUAAAUAAAACCGAUUGAAGAAUUUGUUUUAUUAAUAUUGUCAAAAAAAAAAAAAAAAAAUCUGUAUAUUUUUUUAGUGUUCUUUUUCUAUUCAAUUAAAUUUUUUUUCAAAGUUAAAAUAUUUAUUGACAUCUAUAAAAAAAAAACAAAACAAAUUAAUUAAAAAUAAAGAAAACAUAGUAAAAAGAAGAAUAAAUAGAUUAACAAACAAUGUUUUAUAUCUAGCUAGUCGAGUAUUUUAGUAUACUGAAUGUCUUACUUAGUUUGAUUCAGUGUCCAUUUACAUAAGAACGUGUUUUAUUAUAUUUUAAAUUGUAUUUAAUAUUUAUAUAUUUGAUUUAUUUUAAUAUAAACUUGAUAUUAAUUUUUGUUUAGAAACGAAGAAGCAAAAGCUGCUCGUUUAGCUCGAGAAAUUGAAAGUAAUCCAAAUUCUCAAAAUCGAGCUAAUUUAGAAAAUGGCGACGAAGAAGAACGGUAUGUAAACAUUUUGUAUUAACUAUUGGAAUUAUUAUUUUAUUUAGAUUAUAAAUAAAAAUAAGUAAAUUUGUAUAAUAAAUAUAAUAAAGACCAUAAAUUCCGCCAAGGAAAUUUAUCAAAAGUGUGAUUAUAAAAAAAAAAUAUAGUUAAGUAACGUAACAAUUAUAAAGCAACUGAUUGUCCCUAGGGUAGACUAGAACCAUGGUUUGGUAGGGAUGUUAGUAGCAGUUACUCUAUGUAGAGGUUUAAGAGUCUAGAAGUUUUUUCUAUUCCAGCUCCCAGACUUCAAAUUGAUUGACAAAGAAUUGAGGUUAGAUCAAAAUAAGGACACAAUAGGGGAACUGAUGGAUACACAUCAUAGGUAGAGCUGGCUAGGACAUCGGCACGUUCAUUUCUUGAGAUAGUGGAAUGUCCCAGAACCUAUAGGAGCGAUUCAAAUGUGAGGUUAGCUUUGAGAGAAUUGUGUGGAUUUUUAAAAUGGCCUGAGAACAAUGUGGGUUAAAAUUAUUACUAGAUAGGGCUAGAACUUUCAUUUAAUUUACCCUACACAGAGAUAAGAUAAAUACUGGGGAAUAUAGAGUAUAACUACAAACUGAUGUAUAAAAAAAAAAAAAAAUAUAUUUAUGUAGUAUCUUAUAGUAAAAAUUUUGGAAUUUUGAUAUUUUACAUCUGCAGUAACGCUGUUUGAGAUGUAAAGUUUGUUAUUUUUCUUGCUUUUUCAUAUAUUAUAUAGUGAACAAUUAAGAUAUUGAGGUCAGAAAUUAUGAUAUUGAAAAAUUAAAUACCUUAGUUGUUAUGGUAUAAUAUAAAAUUAUGUUUGAAAGUAUGUUUAAAAAAAAAGAAUAUUAAAUAACUUAUUUUUUCCACCAAGGUUUGCUUCUGUUUCAAGACCAUCUAAUGAAAUGUCCAACAAUCAUAAUGAUGGAAAAUAUAUGUCGGGUCGUCGUAAAGCUGGACCACAACAAUCAGCCAACAGUGCAUAUGGUUUGUUUAAUAGGAGCCGUAAACAUCCAGAGAAAUAUACUAAUAGUGGGUCUAAUGAGCGAUGGGAAUGUGUUUCUGGUCCAGGGACAAAAAAUAGUAACCAGAAUCGUGGACAUGGUCACCAGCAAAAUGGUAAUAACAAUGCUGCAAACAAAUCUACAUUGCCUCCUUAUCACAACAACGCUAAUCAAACAUAUGCAGCCAAUAGCCGUGAAUCACCAGUGUCUGUCAAUGGUCAAAGUGAUAAACGUUCAUCAGCUCCCAAUAAUAAUCGCAGAGAAACAUCUUCUGGACCUAGACAUGGUAUUUAAUUUUGUUUGAUUUGUCAUAUGUGAUAUAUUAUAUAAUGUUUAUAAAAUUUGUAUUCGUAUUUUAUUUAGUUUCUAGUAGAAAUUCUUCUAAUUAUUCUUCUAAUGACAAUCAAUCAUCACCUUCCUCAACUCGUUCUUCUCCUCCGACAGUGCAAGGACAUCAUAAUCAAAUAGUAAGCACACCUACUCCUAGAUAUCAAACAGCAACAACCUAUACACAACAGACAAAUACAACAAAUUCUCGUCCAAGUGUUAGUACAUCAUAUGCGGCAGUUGCUGACAAAUCUAUACCGAAAACACAGCCACCAACUGCAACUAUUAGAGGUAAUUGUUGUAGAUUUUGUAUUUUUCAUACAAUUUUACAUGCCAUCUAAAUACCUAGUACAUACAAAUUACAAAUGAACAAUUUAUGUAAUUAUUUUAUUUGAUUUAUAUGAUUUUUAUUUUUAUAUAUUAACAGUUAGAGAUGAAAGUCUUAAUUCUGAGCUCAAGCAAUUUAGUACAGACUUCCAAUUAAGUUUGGCAUCUCCACAAAAUGACCCUAGAGUUACUUCACCUGCAUCAGUUAUAUCUGAAAUACCUAUACAACAUUCUGCUCAAAUACCACAUUCCGAGCCAGUAUGUCCACCUGUACAAGAUGUACCACAAGUACAUGAAGAAUUGACUGAACCUUCAGCCUCGCCUCCACAAGCAAUAUAUAAGCUUCAAGAAGAGCACACUGAAACUAAUGUAGAAAACAUAAAAAAAGAUCAAAUUGAAAAACCCAUAGAGGAAAUUAUACCUCAAAUACCAGAUAAAUCUGUUGUACAGACAUCUAAGCUCAAUCCUAACGCCAAAGAAUUUGUCUUUAAUCCAAAUUCAAAGCCUUUUAUUCCAGUAAGUAAAAUUUAAAUUAAUAGUUUAAAUAAUUUUCUUAAAAUUAUAACUAAAUUAAAUUAAACAAUUUUAGCGGUCUCCAUCAACUCCUAAUUCAUCCAGACCAAUGACACCACAAACACCAACAACCAAUAUAGUUGCUACAUCUGGUCAGCAUCAACAAAUGAUUCAAGCCCAACAUGGACCAGCAAUCGCUAUUCCAGCUGCUUAUCACCACCAUCAUCAUCAGCAUGCACCUGGAACUGGACCCAUGGUUACACAUCAAACACCUCCUCACCCCCACCCUGCAUUUGCAAUGUUACCUACUGUGUUUGUUACUUCAAAUUCUGCAUUUAAUCACCAUCACUCUAUGCCUCCACAACCACCAAAUCAAGCUGGAAGAUUUCGUAAAAGUAAUAAUUUAAUUCCUGCGAAUAUAUAAAUAAUUAUUCAGAAAAGAAAAUAUUUUAUUUUAAAUAAUUUACUUUUAUUCAAUUAGUGGCAGUUGGAAUGUCUCAUAGAAGUGAUUUAGCUUCACAAAUACAAGUAGCUGCUGCAACUGGACAACCCCUUUUAGCACCAGCACCACUUCAAGCACAAUUUACUGUGCCCAGCUAUAAUCAACCUAUGCCUACACCUCAAACUUAUCAACAAGUUCAGGUAAAUAAUUAUUUUAAAAUUCUAUUGACUAUAGAUAAAUAUUCAUAGGAAAUAGUGAUGCAGUAUAUUCUUUAUAAUACAAAAUGAAGUAUUAAAUGUUGACGUGUACACAAUAAAUUCAAUUUUAUUUCAAUUAAAAUUUGAAUAAUUCACUUAAAUGUAAUUUUUAUGAAUGAAUGAUAAGAGAUAAUAAUUAAAAAAAAAAUUCAUGUUCCUAUAUUUUAUUUAGAUGGUUCGUAUGGUACCGCAGCAAGGUGGUGGUAUGGUACCCACAUUAGUUCCAACGUCAAUUAGCUAUCAUCCUGCUAAUGCAGGCCAGUUAAGUCAAAUGGAAAGUGGUGUACCACAAGGUCCUCCGUCAUAUCAUCACCAUCAUCAUCAUCAAGCAUCACAACACCAUAUAAUGAAUCAACUACAGACGGCACAGUCUCCAGCACCACAAUCCGGACCUCCACAAACACCCGGACAAUCACAAACUCCUGUUAAUUUCCAACAACCCCCACCACAACAAUCACAGCAACCUUUCCCAGCAGGCACUACAAUAAUGUGUCCUAUUUUACCAUCGCCUACUGCAUCACAACAGCCACCAGCACCUAAUACACCUGGUUCAGCACCUACAAUGCAACAACCUCCACCUCAGCAACAUCCCCAACAAUAUAUUUCUCAUCCCCAUCCACACCAUCAAACAACAUCUGCGCCAGCGCCGCAUGGGCAAUACCAAAUAUAUUCUACCAUUCGGGAAUCAUGA
Messenger RNA from Cinara cedri, 6858 nucleotides. The record is from the annotation of a GenBank genome assembly. Lineage: Eukaryota; Metazoa; Arthropoda; Insecta; Hemiptera; Aphididae.